Molecule: messenger RNA, 420 nt
Organism: Protopolystoma xenopodis
Lineage: Eukaryota; Metazoa; Platyhelminthes; Monogenea; Polystomatidea; Polystomatidae
Source: the annotation of a GenBank genome assembly
AUGUCGCGAUAUGCCCGGUCUGACUGGAACGGUGCCUUAUUACCGGCAACGGCAGGUACCGGUAGUACAGGGCCGGGCCGAGGCAGACAUGUGGGCCCGACGGUGGGAAGGACAGUUGGCCGGAUUAACCGGACGCCCCGACUCCACCUGGUGGGCGGAGCCUGGCUGGUCAGGGCGAAAGCGACAUGCGUCAGAGGAUUGAAUAAUCGAAUAGUCCCCGUCUGGUACCCCGGCCCGGAGACUUCGGGGCAUGACGAUAUCAGCAGCUGUGGCAGUGGCGGGCCCUCUGUCCUCUUCUCGCCAACCUGGAGACAAGAGAGCGAUCUAAGCCGAAGGGAUGUGACGGCCACCUGCAAUCGGCGUGACGAAAUUGCCUAUCCCCUGCAUGGCCGAAAUCUGCGCCCCGAAGCGACCUUUUGA